GGGGAAACAUUGCUGGCGUGCUCGCAGAUGAGAACAUGACAGACUCUGUGAAUGGACCGACACCGGAGCCGGCGGACGGGAUCAAGCGGCCUCAGUUCGGUACCCGCUUUCUCACAGACCCGCGGGAAGUGUUUCAGCACAACGCCUGGGAUAAUGUGCAGUGGUCCAAAGAGCAGGAAGAUGCAGCCCGGAGAAAAGUGCAGGAGAACAGCGAGCCUGUUCCAGCAGAGAAACAAGAGGAAUUUGAGAAUAGAGCUAAUGAGUACUGGAACGACUUCUACGCCAUCCAUGAGAACCGCUUCUUUAAGGACCGUCACUGGCUCUUCACGGAGUUCCCCGAGCUCGGCCUUCAGCAUUCCCAGAGCUCAGGAGAAGGAACAACAUUAGGUGAGGAGCUUGUCCACAUGACAGCAAAGCUGGAACUGAGUGGUGAAGAGACGCACACGACAGUCACAGAAAAAGCAGCGGCGUUUCCUGGAGCCUCAGCUUCUUACCGCAUUCUGGAGGUAGGCUGUGGAGUUGGCAAUACAGUUUUCCCAAUUCUCAAGACAAACAAUGAUCCAGGCCUUUUUGUUUACUGCUGUGAUUUCUCCAACACAGCUAUUGACCUCGUCAAGUCUAAUCCGGAGUACAACCCAUCUCGAUGUCACGCCUUCGUCCAUGACUUGAGUGACGUCACAGCUGCUUAUCCAAUGCCAGAGCAGAGCCUCGAUGUCAUCGUUCUCAUCUUCGUCCUCUCUGCACUCCACCCUGAAAAGAUGCAAAGCUCUAUCAGUAAGCUGGCCAGUUUGCUCAAACCUGGAGGAAUUCUGUUACUGCGAGACUAUGGACGCUACGACAUGGCCCAACUGCGCUUUAAAAAGGGAAGAUGUUUAUCUGAAAAUUUCUAUGUCAGAGGAGACGGAACACGGGUCUACUUUUUCACACAAGAAGAGCUGCAUGAUCUGUUCUCUGGAGCUGGUCUGGAGAAGGUGCAGAAUUUAGUGGACAGGAGGCUGCAGGUGAACAGAGGGAAACAGCUGACCAUGUACAGAGUGUGGGUGCAGUGUAAAUACCGCAAAAACACAAAGGCUCUGCAACCUGCAGCACUGGACUGAGACAAGAAAGCACAGAACUGGAUUAGACAUCCUGUCAUUCUGCACUGGCCACAUGAUCAUGUUGAAUAUGCUUUUAAAUGAUUUUAAACAUUUAUAUUGGAAAAAUAAAGAUGGCACACUUUCCUUAAA
Molecule: messenger RNA, 1226 nt
Organism: Neoarius graeffei (lesser salmon catfish)
Lineage: Eukaryota; Metazoa; Chordata; Actinopteri; Siluriformes; Ariidae
Gene: mettl2a
Product: methyltransferase 2A, methylcytidine
Exons: 9
Coding region: 36-1097 (353 amino acids)
Molecular function (GO): tRNA (cytidine-N3)-methyltransferase activity
Source: RefSeq, a predicted model, not a curated record